CUCUCUCUCUCUCUGUUCUUGAAUCUUAUUCCUUUGAAAUCGAAACCCUAGAAUUUCUACGAAGCUCCUCCAUUGAUGAACAGAAUGCCGGCAGUUUCAGAGCCGGGAAGCGCCAUCAGAAGCAGGUUGAGGUUUCAGGAACUCUCAUCGGGAGCCGAAUCAGUGCCUAUGGAGUUGGGAGGAAGGGAUUCGGAUGGCGAUCGGGAGGCCCCCGUUGUGGCUGGGUCAUCGGGCGAGGGAUUUGAGCUUCAGGAGGAUCCUUCUUUCUUGAAGGAUAACAACGUUCAGGUUGUCAUUCGGAUUCGUCCUCUCAGCGACACCGAAAUGUCACUUCAGGGAAACAAUAAGUGUGUUAGGCAGGAUAAUUGCCAAACAAUCACCUGGACUGGACACCCUGAGUCUCGGUUUACUUUUGAUCUUGUUGCUGAUGAGAAUGUCAGCCAGGAGAAGUUAUUUAAAGUAGCUGGAGUACCUAUGGUUGAAAAUUGCAUGGCUGGCUAUAACAGCUGUAUGUUUGCCUAUGGGCAAACUGGGAGUGGGAAGACGCAUACAAUGUUAGGAGACAUUGAAGGAGGCACCCGUAGGCAUAGUGUUAAUUGUGGGAUGACGCCUCGGGUAUUUGAAUACCUGUUUUCGAGGAUACAGAAGGAGAAGGAUACACAAAGAGAUGAAAAGCUACAAUUUACUUGUAAAUGCUCAUUUUUGGAAAUCUACAAUGAACAGAUUCUAGAUCUUCUGGAUCCAUCCUCCGCCAAUUUACAGAUACGAGAAGAUGCACGAAAAGGGGUCUAUGUGGAGAACUUGACAGAAUUUGAGGUUUCAAGUGCUCGGGAUGUUCUGCAACAACUUGUUCAGGGGGCUGCAAACAGAAAGGUAGCUUCCACAAACAUGAACCGAGCAAGUAGUCGCUCUCACAGUGUUUUUACCUGUGUGAUAGAAAGUAAGUGGGAAUCCCAAGGAAUAACUCAUCACAGGUUUGCUCGUCUUAAUCUUGUAGACCUUGCUGGUUCAGAGAGGCAAAAGAGCUCAGGUGCUGAAGGCGAUCGACUUAAGGAAGCGACCAAUAUCAAUAAAUCACUUUCAACUCUAGGGCUUGUUAUUAUGAACCUAGUCAGCUCAAGCAAGAAGUCGUUGCAUGUUCCUUACCGAGAUUCAAAACUGACCUUCCUUCUUCAGGACUCUCUGGGAGGGAACUCUAAAACUACUAUAAUUGCAAAUAUAAGCCCUUCUAAUUGCUGUGGUUUGGAAACAUUAAGUACGCUAAAAUUUGCACAGCGUGCAAAGUUCAUAAGAAAUAAUGCUAUCAUUAAUGAGGAUGCUUCUGGGGAUGUGCUGACUUUACGGCUACAAAUUCAACAGCUAAAGAAAGAGGUGAAUCGUCUGAGAAAUUUGGUCAAUGAUGUAAAUGAGAAUCAAGAAUCUGAAAGCAAGACUGCUUGCUCUGCCGGAUCACCAGGCAUUUUUAAAUGGGACGGAGGCCAGGGCUCAUUUAGUCCACUCACAUUUGAUAAAAGGUUAUCUCAGCGAAAAGAAUAUGAAGCAGUACUUGCUGCAGCUUUUAGAAGGGAUCGAGAAAAAGAAGUUACAUUGAAGGCAAUGGCUGCUGAAAAGCAAGCUGCGGAGCAGCUGGCUACUCAAAGAACUGAAGAGGUACAAAGUCUUAAGAUGAGGCUUCGGUUCCGCGAGGAGCGUAUUAGAAGGUUGGAGGCAGUGGCAUCUGGAAAGCUUGCAGCUGAAGCACAUCUUUUGCAAGAAAAGGAAGAAAUCUUGAAGGAAAUUGAGGUUCUGCGUAAUCAGGUUGAUAGAAAUCCAGAAGUAACUAGGUUUGCCAUGGACAAUUUGCGCUUGAAAGAAGAAUUAAGAAGAUUGCAGUCAUUUGUUGAAGAGGGUGAGAGAGAAAUGAUGAAAGAACAGAUCACAGUUUUGCAAGAUAAGUUACUGGAAGCACUAGAUUGGAAACUUAUGCAUGAGAAAGAAUCUGUACAGGACCUUACGCUAACUUGGGAUUCUGCUGUAAAUGAGGAAAAUGAGCUCCUUCAUUUGCAGGCUAUUCAAAAUCGAAGGGAAGUGGAGGCACUUCGUAAAAACUUAAAUUUCUGCCUUGAGGCCAAAGAAAAAUUGGAAAGGCGUGUGGAUGAUUUAGAAUCUCAGCUUGAAGAAAAGAGAAAGACAACAAAUGUUCCAGCUGAAGCAAGCCAGGAGCCAGAAAUUACUGAGCCUAAUUUUCCAGGAAUAAAUAGUUUAUCUGAUGACCAAAUAGAGCUUAAAACAAUGGUAGAUGCCAUUGCAAUGGCUAGUCAGCGAGAGGCAGAAGCUCAUGAGACUGCCAUCAUAUUGGCCAAGGAAAAUGAGGAAAUCCGUAUGAAAUUGAAAGAUCUCAUAGAAGACAACAACAAACUCAUUGAACUCUAUGAGAGCACUGCAGCAGGAUGUACAGGUAAGCUGGCUCAGGAUACGGUUCAAGUUGAGAGCAAUGAAGGCCAAAAGAACAUUCGGGAAGAGUUCAUCAUGCAUGAUGAUUCUAGCCAUCAGAAUCUUUGUUCGGAUACUAGGGAUGUCGGAUACCUGGAGAACCAGCUCCGUGAGAUGCAUGAAGAGAAUGAGAAACUGAUGGUCUUAUAUGAGAAUGCCAUGCAGGAGAAGGAUGAAUUUAAAAGAAUGUUCUUUUCUAAUGAACUAAUGAAUGUUGAACCUAAAGAAGAGAUUUGCUGCCCUGAAAAGCUUGUUGAAAUGGAUCAAGGAAAUAAUGAUCAGAAUCUUGGUCAUGCUGAACCUGAGGAACAUACCGAGCAGGUUGAAGCUUCAGAAGAAAAGCUUCAGUAUGUCCAGACCAAGUUAUGUGAGGCGCGACUUAAGCUAGUUACUUCAGCAGAUGCUAUUAGAGCUUCUGCAUUAAUUGAGAAUGGAACUGUUGAAGUCGAUCAGCUUCUGCAAAAAUGUGAAACUGUAACUCAGGAUCUUCAGUCAAAGCAAGAGGAGUUAACAGCUCUCAAGUUCGCCUUAUCUGAAAAACAGGAAAGGAAAGCUGUUAUCGAGAACAAGUUAUUAGCCGCCAAAUCAGCGAUGGAGAAUUUUUCAUCCAAGUCUCAUUAUUGGGAGGAAAGAGAAUUCCAUGCCAGGGCAAGGGUAGAAGCAUGUUCUAAACCUUUAGCAACCAAGAAUGAAGAACUGAUGAGACUUCAGAUGCAGAAAGAAGAAAUUGACGCUGCAUAUUUGAGAGCCCGGCAAUCUGAAUCUGACCUUCGAAGUAGCAUUGACCUCCAAAAAUCAAGAUUUCGAGAUGCUGAAACUCAGAGGAAAGAAACGGAAAGAGUACUAUUUGCUAUUGAUAAUCUGGACAAUUCAGAAGCACAAGUUCAGAGAGGCAUGCAUUUUGGUAAGGCUUCUGAAUUACUGAAGUCUGAAGAAGAGAGAAUAAAGAUAUCAUCUGACCUGAAACAGUUGAGAGAAAAACUUCUUGUCAUCCAAAAGCAAGUUUCUAAUUUUAGAAAGACAUCAGAAGCAUUGGAUACUGAGAUUCAAAGCCUUGAAGCGGGAAUGAAGAGUGAACUAAUCUUGCUUGAGGAAGCCAAACUAGGCCUAGAAAAGGCUGCCAAAGAAAAGGAAAUGCCCUCAGAGAUGAGACAAGAAGGCCUAGGUCACCUGGGAAAGUUAUUAGUUGAAUACCAGGAGUGCAUUUUCAAAUCAGAUCUGAAGGAGGGAGAGAUUGAACUCUGCCAAGAAGAGAUAAAACAAAAGACAACAAACUUGGAGGACUUGAGAUUGAAGCGAAGGAUUGCAGUAGAGAAAUUAAAUGAGAUGAUCAGUGAAAAACGGUUUAAUUAUCAGAAAGUAGAGGAAGGCCUCAGAGAUGUAGAGAUGUCUCUGAGUGAAGCCAUCAUUGCUGCUGCAAAGUAACAGUGCUAAUUUGUAAUCUGUUUGUUCAAAACAAUUCCUUAGCCUUUUUUUUCUAACUCAUUUGAUAAUCAAAUCAAUGUUGUUGAUUGAUUGAGCGUUCUUGCUGUUGGACUUGGUGAAUC
Molecule: messenger RNA, 4019 nt
Organism: Dioscorea cayenensis subsp. rotundata (Guinea yam)
Lineage: Eukaryota; Viridiplantae; Streptophyta; Magnoliopsida; Dioscoreales; Dioscoreaceae
Product: kinesin-like protein KIN-12G
Exons: 21
Coding region: 76-3897 (1273 amino acids)
Biological process (GO): microtubule-based movement
Molecular function (GO): ATP binding; microtubule binding; microtubule motor activity
Source: RefSeq, a predicted model, not a curated record